AUGCCCUCAAAUGCCAACUAUGAAGUAUUCAAAAACUUUGUUUCUGGAGGCUUCGGAGGAGUAUGCUGCGUGGCAACUGGUCAUCCAUUUGAUACCGUCAAAGUAAGACUCCAAACUAUGCCGGUACCGGCACCUGGCGAACAACCACUUUUUAAAGGAGCCAUGGAUUGUGUUGCAAAAACGGUAACCAAAGAAGGGGUCUUAGCUUUAUACAAGGGAAUGGCAGCUCCAAUUGUCGGUGUUGCACCGUUGUUCGCAUUAUUUUUUGGUGGCUGUGAGAUAGGACGAAGAUUACAGUCUUCUAAGCCAGCUGACGAAUUGACAUUUUUACAAAAUUUUAAUGCUGGAGCAUUCGCUGGUAUUCUAACAACCAGUGUUAUGGCACCAGGUGAAAGGAUUAAGUGUGUUCUACAGGUUCAACAGUCAGGACAUAAAGUUCCUGGUGCUCCACACUAUGACGGUCCUAUUGAUGUUGUUAAAAAGUUGUACAAAGAAGGUGGAAUACGAAGUCUGUACAGAGGAACAUUUGCAACAUUGCUAAGAGAUAUUCCCGCUAGCGGUGCGUACCUUUCCACUUAUGAAUACUUGAAAAAAUUAUUUUCUGGCGGUCACACUGACCAGAAGCUCCCAACUGGGGCCAUAUUGGCAGCCGGUGGUUUUGCUGGCAUCGCCAAUUGGUCUGUAUGCAUCCCCGCUGAUGUGCUCAAAUCACGGCUUCAGACUGCUCCAGAGGGGAAGUAUCCUGAUGGCAUUCGAGGAGUAUUUCGAGAGGUUAUACGAGAAGAAGGGCCUAAGGCUCUAUUCAAGGGAUUCACACCUGUGAUGCUUCGUGCGUUUCCUGCAAAUGCAGCAUGUUUCUUUGGGUUGGAACUUGCACUGAGAUUAUUUAAAUUUUUUGAAUAA
Enterobius vermicularis (human pinworm) is the source of this 903-nucleotide messenger RNA. The record is from the annotation of a GenBank genome assembly. NCBI's taxonomy places the organism in Eukaryota, Metazoa, Nematoda, Chromadorea, Rhabditida, Oxyuridae.